AUGCACCUCCUUGCACUCAAUGUCCCUGAUCUUUUUAUUCCACUUUGGCGAGGGACUUUUGAUUGCGACAAGACCGAUGAUCGUACCACAUGGACUUGGGCUGUUCUCAAGGGAGCUGUAUGGGAAGCACAUGGCAGAGAUGUUGCAGCUGCCACACCCUACCUACCUGGCUCGUUUGACCGUCCACCCCGCAACCCGGCUGAAAAGAUUUCCAGUGGUUAUAAAGCUUGGGAGUUUCUCCUGUACUUUUAUGGCCUCGGCCCAGGUGUCUUUUACAAUGUUCUUCCCACCAUCUACUAUCGCCACUUUUGCAAACUAAUACUUGCUGUCCGCAUAAUCAACCAACACAAGAUCAGAGUUAACGAUCUGAAAAGGGCACACCAGGCCUUGGUAGAAUUUGCUCAUGAAUUCGAGGUUCUUUACUAUCAACGUCGCACUGAUCGCCUUCACUUUGUGCGUCAAAGUAUUCACGCUUUGAUUCACUUAGCAGAAGAAGCUCUUCGCCUUGGCCCACUGAUCUGCACAUCUCAGUGGACCAUGGAACACACAAUUGGAAGCUUGGGCAUGGAGAUUAGGUGUCACGUCAAUCCUUAUGCCAACCUGUCUCAAAGAGCAUUGCAGAGAUGCCAGGUAUUACAGGUAGUGGCAGACAACAGUAUUCCUCGAGGCGCCAAAGAUUUAGGGGACGGUUAUAUCUUACUGAGAGCUCGAGAUAGGACUGCGCGCCAAAUGGAUGUUGCCGAAAGCCAAGCACUUCAGAGAUACCUUCACAGCACCCAUAACAAAGAUUUCCCUGAGGGCUGGGCACCAAAGGUAUUGCGGUGGGCUCGGUUGCGGUUACCAAAUGGGCAGGUUGCUCGAUCAGCUUGGAAGGAAAAGCUGAAGCCGCUCGAAAAGGUUCGAAUGGCCCAAAACGUUCUCAUAAAAACUUCGGGGGAUGCCACCGACACAUUUGGAGAAGUUCUCUACUACUUCUGCCUUGAGUUGCAGGAUACAUCUGAACAAACCCUCGCAAUGGUUUCUCUGUACUCCCCUCCUAAUCCCGACCUCUUAAAAGCGACUUUCAAUACUCUCCGAUCGUGCACUGCAGGCGACUCUGUGAAAGUCAUCGAAGUAAAACAUAUCAGUGCCGUUAUGAUCGCCAUGGUCCCACACCAACCAUUUGGCGCAGAAUCGGAACAGCGUUACUUUGUUGUUGAAAAACCUGGACUGGAGGUGGCAGAACUUGCAGGGCAAGAAGAGGAAGUGCCUGCAGACGAAUAA
Molecule: messenger RNA, 1263 nt
Organism: Laccaria bicolor S238N-H82
Lineage: Eukaryota; Fungi; Basidiomycota; Agaricomycetes; Agaricales; Hydnangiaceae
Exons: 3
Coding region: 1-1263 (420 amino acids)
Source: RefSeq, a predicted model, not a curated record